AUGCGGGAAGUGAAAGUAGGCGAAACGGUGCUAGAUAUUAAUAAUGAUUCUCCGCCGUUGGCGGGCUAUCAAGAAAGCAAACCUAACGUUUAUUCUAAUUUGUAUCCGGGUGAUAGUUCGCAGUAUAAGGAAUUUGAGAAGGCUUUGGUCGAAUUACAAGUCCAAGAUAGUAGUUUAAGUUUGGAAAAAAUUGACUCGCAAUUAUUAGGUCCGGGUUUCCGUUGUGGUUUCCUUGGCUUGCUUCAUCGAGAAAUCAUUUGUGAGAGAAUGCAAAAAGAAUAUCAAUGCGAAAUAAUUAUUACUCCUCCUAGUAUUAUUUACCGGAUAACUUACCAAAAUGGUAAAACUGCUGAAAUUAUUAAUCCGCAAAAAGUUCUUCCGAACCAGAAAAUAAAACUUAUUGAAGAGUUGUUUAUUUCUUGUCUUAUCACCACUCCAUUAGAAUAUUUGGGAGCAAUAUCGCAAUUAUGCCAAAAUAAACGCGGGGUUUACCUGUUAUUAAACAAGCAAAUAGUCGCAGAUUUGUCUUUUUUCGUUCACGAAAAUUUUGCCUACGAGCGUGCCCGCUUACUUUGCGAAAAAUUAAAAACCACCCUUAAUCCCCAGAACUUUGUAGUGCCUAUCCAAGCCUGUAUUGGCAACAAAAUAAUUGCCCGGGAAACUUUGCCCGCCUUAAAAAAAAAUGUUACCGCUAAACUUUAUGCCAAGCAAAAAUCCGGCAAGAAAAGAAUGCAAGAACGUGGCGAAGUUCGGUUAGGAGCCGGAACGCUCCGGGCAAUUUUGCGUAACAGCAGUUAUAAAUAG
Racocetra fulgida is the source of this 804-nucleotide messenger RNA. The record is from the annotation of a GenBank genome assembly. Lineage: Eukaryota; Fungi; Glomeromycota; Glomeromycetes; Diversisporales; Gigasporaceae.